Molecule: messenger RNA, 913 nt
Organism: Soboliphyme baturini
Lineage: Eukaryota; Metazoa; Nematoda; Enoplea; Dioctophymatida; Soboliphymatidae
Source: the annotation of a GenBank genome assembly
AAAGGUUAACUCGAACUUUGUUUAGUACGUUAUCGUCCGGAAAGUGUCUCGACCCGGAAAACCGGAAGUCAUUGGAACUUUAAGCACACAGGAGAGUCCACUGCUUCAGAUUCUCAGGACGUUCUCGUGCUACGAUCUGAUGCCGCGUCAGAGCAACAUGGUCGUCAUCGACUGGCAGCUUACGAUCAACAGCGUGCUACUCACAAUCCUGAACAAUGGCGUAUUAGCGUCGUUAGUUUGGGACUCGGAAACGGGAACCGCCAUAUGCAUGAUCACCCUCACCGACCUACUUCGGAUCAUGCUGGACAAAACCGUUGACUACCAUCAAGUGCUAAACAGGCCGCUGCGCACUUGGCUGAUGGCGAAUUCGAAGGAUCAUCAGAAUCUGACUGUUAUCUACGCAGAGGACAGCCUACUGUCUGCAGUGAAGGUGCUCUGCGGCGUUCGACUACACCGAAUCCCGUUGUCUGCUCUCCCGGUACCACCGGAAAUGUACAAACCUCUGGACAGUUUGCCUUUCGGCGUAUGGAGCAACAUUCAGUGCACGACGUUGAAGGAAACGGUCAGUGCGGCGCUGAGUCAGAUCUUCAGCAGCAAUAUCUCUAGCCUUCCGGUGGUCAUGCAGCAAGAAUCUCAGUCCUCAGUGCAGAAUAUUCUGACCAAAGUAGAUGUGGUCAACUAUUUGGCCGACUUCGGUUGGAAGAAUCUGGACGAGAUCACCGUCGAGGAGGUGUGUCGUUCGCGAAAACAGUCGGUGGAAGGUUUGGUGAUGUGCAACCGCUGUACGCCGUUGUUGUUCGCACUUGAACUGCUAGUACGCAAUAGCGCCCAUCGUCUGAUAGUGGUCGACUCGUGCAUAACGCUGUGUGGAGUGAUCUCGGUCGCCGACCUACUGUCAGCUAUCAUUGCCUGA